Messenger RNA from Rotaria socialis, 690 nucleotides. NCBI's taxonomy places the organism in Eukaryota, Metazoa, Rotifera, Eurotatoria, Philodinida, Philodinidae. The record is from the annotation of a GenBank genome assembly.
AUGAAUAAUAUGAAUAUUAUCGUUCAAUGUUCAUUUUUCGUUCUUUUAUUUGAUUUGAUAUCGAGUAAUCAAGAUGCUGUUUCGUAUAGUUCAACAUUUAAAUUAGUCAAUCAACAAUCCGGUGAUAGACUUCAUUCGCAUGAAGUAAAAUAUGGCUCUGGUAGUGGACAACAAUCUGUCACAGGCUCACCAGAUGCAACUGAUGUGAAUAGUUAUUGGCAAGUUCAUGGAGAAAAUUGUCAACGAGGAUCACCAAUAAAAUGUGACAGCAUCAUUCGGCUACUUCACGUAGCUACAAGGAAAAAUUUGCAUAGUCAUGAUUUUGCAUCACCAUUAUCCUACAAUCAGGAAGUCUCAGCUUCUGAUGAAGGCGGUAUUGGCGAUGAAGGUGAUAUGUGGAAAGUUAUUUGUUCUAAUGAAAAUGAUUAUUGGUUGAGAAAAGAUGGAAUUAGAUUGAAACAUGUUGCUACAGACAAAUAUCUUCAUUUAACUGGCGAUACUUAUGGUCGACCAAUUCAUGGUCAAAAAGAGAUUUCCUGUUAUCCGAAUGCCAAUAAUCAAAACCUAUGGAAAGUUGAUGCUGGUGUUUAUGUUCGUCCGUCUUCUGAGCCUCAGCUUUCAAUUCCAAACAAUGAAUUUAAUGCACACUCACAAUCAAUAUAUACUGAUCAUGUCGACUAUGAACUUUAG